ACGUCAAGUAGCUUUAUUUACUUUCGUAACAAAAUAUUGUGAGACUUCUCCGAAUCAAGGAGGCAGGACGUUUGAAGCUCUGACUUGAUCACAACAUUACUCGCUACCAAAGAGAAUGAAUCGCAAGCUGACACCCUCCUCUUCAGCUUCCACCCGUAAAGGGUUACAAAUUGAUGAACCAUCAACUUCAUCAGGAGGAGGAAGUGGGACUAACACAAAGGAAAAAGAUGCAUUCCAAGUUGAUACUGGCCUUAUCCCACAGGCCAUGUUGGAAGAGCAAGGGACAUCAGAACUUCAAGAACUUGGGCUCAGUGUUUUCAAUCAAGAUGUUUUUGAGCAAGGGAUUAUGGAACAAGUUGAUGACGCCUUGGCCAAAGAGGAAGAGUUAAGGCUGCGGAAAAUACUUGAGAGGGAGUUGACUACAAUUAACGAUGACAUAAACAUGGCAAAGAAAGAUCUUGAAAGAGUCAACAUAGCAGAAACAAACUUAGAAGAACAAGGGGAUGGCUCAAGAGAGGUACAGAGGCAACUGGAGUCAAUGCGAAGACAGAAGGAGAAUAAGGUGAAGCAGCUGAAAACAUUGAAAGUUCGCAAAGAGAAUGUUCAGAAAAAAUUGGCUGGUAUUGACCAAACUGGAGAGGCUGCCAAUGAAGAUGAUGAAAGUACAUUUGAUCAAGCCUUUCAGUUGAAGAAGAAACCACAAAAAGAAUCUGAACGCGAGCGCAUGAUCCGAACAGGAGAGAUGACUCCUUUUGGAACAAUGGUGAAAACAAAACCUUCUACAGCAGCUGCACCUGGGAAAGCGGUCAGACUGUCUGAGUUUGAAAAACUCAUGGGUGCUCGAGAAUCAACAGCAAUGAAGGCAAAGAAAGACUUCAGCAAGUACCUCAAGAAAAAAUCUGGCCAAGCUCAGAAACCUCAGGCACAAAAAGAAGAUGAUGGCGGUGAUAAAAGUUCUGAGCCCCGGGCGGGUCCCAGCAAUAAAAGUAAAAGGAAUCGUUUUGAUGAGAGAGACUGGAGAGUGUAUGAUAAGGAGACUGAUUAUACUCAGCCCAAGUUUAGAAAGAGAGUUACACGCAAGAUUCAGCACAGCUUCAGUGGAGACAUCCGUUUAAGUGAUGAAGAAGAUUUCGACAGGGAUGAAGAUGCAUUUGAAGAUGAUGAAGAUGUAUAUGAACCGAGCAAGCAGGAACUCAGAGAGGAGUCCUCGGAUGACUUCAAUGAUGAUGAUGCCUCAGAAGAUGAACUGGGCAAAGCUGGUCUUGGAGUGGACGGAAAACGAAAACGUUCACGCAAGAAGGCCCUGAAAAAGCCUCGUCCUUUGCCAAAGUACAGGGAGAACAGUGAUGAUGAUGAGCCAGUGAGAACAAAAGUGAAACGCGACUUGUCGAUCAGAAGAGAGAAGGAUGAUGCAGAUCCAGAGACUUAUAAUGACCGGCUCAUAAAGCAACAAAAACUUGACAAGAAAGAAGAGAAAUUACACGCCAAUGCAAAGAAACAGGGAGAUAAAGAAGAUGAGGAAGAAGAAGAUGAUGGAGAAUUUGAUGGUGGUCUUCGGGUUCCUCCCAAGCUUUGGAGAAAGUUGUUCAAGUAUCAGAAAACAGGUGUGCGCUGGUUGUGGGAGCUACACACUCAACAGGCAGGUGGCAUUGUUGGGGACGAGAUGGGUCUAGGGAAGACCAUACAGACUAUCUCCUUCUUGGCAUCGCUUCGAACUAGCAAAGUCCGCAAUGUGAACUUUCCGUACAAAGGGUUGGGUCCCACCAUCAUCAUCUGUCCUACAACAGUGAUGCAUCAAUGGCUCAAAGAGUUCCACAAGUGGUGGCCAGAGUUUCGUGUUGCCAUACUGCACUCAUCAGGCACAUUUACCGGGUCAGAGUCCGAGCUUGUGCGUUCAAUUGCCAAAAGUCAUGGUGUGCUGGUCACCUCGUACAACACGCUGGUCAUCCAUCAGGAGCUGGUGUUGCGCUUCAACUGGCACUACGUCAUCCUGGACGAAGGCCACAAGAUACGCAACCCGGAUGCAAAAGUCACCAUCUGCUGCAAACAGUUCCGAACUCCCCAUCGCAUCAUCCUCUCGGGAUCACCCAUCCAGAACAACCUGAAGGAGUUAUGGUCCUUGUUUGACUUUGUCUUCCCGGGCAAGCUGGGUACUCUGCCUGACUUCAUGCAGCAUUUCUCUAUCCCGAUUGUACAAGGAGGCUACUCCAAUGCUACUCAGAUACAGGUGGAGACAGCGUACAGGUGUGCAUGCGUCUUGCGAGACACCAUCAAUCCAUACCUGAUUCGCCGCAUGAAGGCUGAUGUCAAGAAAAAUCUGGAACUGCCGAACAAAAAUGAACAGGUUUUGUUUUGCCGAUUGACUGACGAGCAACGUGAUGUCUAUCAGGAAUACCUAGACUCCAGGGAGUGCAAUGCCAUCAUUCAGGGGAAGUUUCAGGUCUUUUCUGGAUUGAUCACUCUGCGUAAGAUCUGCAACCACUCCGAUCUGUCCACUGGAGGGCCCCAGGUUUUUCGCGGAGACACUAUGCCGGGUGAACCUGAGUACCAGUACGGUUACUGGCGACGCAGCGGCAAGAUGAUUGUGGUGGAGGCUCUGCUGAGGCUGUGGUACAAGCAACAACACAGGGUGUUGCUCUUUACACAGAGCAAGUCUAUGCUUGACAUCCUGGAGAAGUUUGUUCAGGAUCAAGGCUACAGCUACUUGACUAUGGAUGGAGGGACGUCCAUCUCUGCCCGGCAACCCCUCAUAUCACAAUACAACAAUGACACGUCCAUCUACAUGUUCCUGUUGACGACCCGUGUGGGUGGACUGGGGGUCAACCUGACCGGUGCUGACCGUGUCAUCAUCUACGACCCAGACUGGAACCCUAGCACAGACAUACAAGCUCGAGAGCGGGCCUGGCGCAUUGGUCAGAAGCGACAGGUGACCAUUUACCGCCUGCUAACGUCUGGCACUAUAGAGGAGAAGAUUUACCACAGACAAAUUUUCAAGCAGUUUUUGACCAACCGAGUCCUGAAAGACCCGAAGCAGAGACGCCUGUUCAAAUCUCAGGAUGUCUAUGAGCUGUUCACACUGGGCAGCAAAGACAACGAAGAGGGAACAGAGACCAGCGCUCUUUUUGCUGGCACUGGCUCUGACGUGAAGGUGCCUAAAAGGCUGAAAGCAACAAACAGGUUUGACGAGAUGCGUGAGAAGAAGAUAAAAGAACAAGAGGAGAAGGAUGAGAGAGAAACAGUUGUGGAGGAACAAUUAGCAGGCACACGAGAAAGUGAGAGAAAUCAUAAUAAGGAUGAGGACGAGGACAAUAUGGGACUUGGUGAGGAAGAACUUGACCGUAUGAAAGAAUUUGCUAGGAAGCUCAGCCAAAAGAUGGAGAUGGAAAAGAAGAGCAAACAAGACAGGGAAAAAGUGUCUCCUCCUGUUGAGGUGAAGAAGGAAAGAGAUGAAGAAGAAACAGAGGAAGUAAGACCUGAUGAGGUAUCAGUGAAACAUGAAAGUGAAGAAGUGCAGGGGACUGAGAUCAAAUUCCAAGCAGUAAAAGAGGAGGACACAUCUGCAGACCAUGCUUACGGGUGCUCAAACAUAAAUGGUGAAGAAGGCCACUCAGCCACCAGUGAUUUAGUUACGGAUGCCAGCUUGACUUCAGACAAAACACAGCCACAGAAAUGGCAUCGGAAUGGCAAACUGUGGAGCAUUCCGCUCCGGAAGAAAAGGAAGAGUUCCUCAGAAGAGAAAGAUGGGGUAGAGGACAGGAAAAAUAAUAGGUCUGAACAUUCAAAAGAGCAGCUUUCCCAAACAAGUGCGGAGAAAGAGUCUCGACACAGAAGAAAGAAUGGCAGACAUGGGAGAGGUUCCAGUGAGGAUGACCAGGGGAACAAAGACAGUAAAAGAGAGAAGAGGAAGAGAAAGCACAGGAAUGCACGUUUUGAAGGUGAGCGUAUCCCCAACCUUGUGAAGCACUGCCCUCUGCCGUCCAAGAAUUCAUCAGAAGACCAUUCAGAAGAGAAAGAAGGACGAAGUGUUGAGGAAGAAAAAGAAGACCAACAUCAUGAUGAUUUUGUUUUACGGGAGCUGUUCAAGAAAACAGGAAUCCAAGGUGCCAUGAAGCACGACAAAAUCAUGGACAGUGGGAGACCAGACUAUGCCAUAGUGGAGGCGGAGGCAGCCAAGGUGGCCCGGGAGGCUGUGGCGGCAUUAAGGCGGUCGCGACAGCAGUGUGCCUCGGCCAUAUCUGGCCUGCCCACGUGGACAGGGCAGCACGGAGCUACUGUUUCCAAGCCUCGCUUUGGGCAGAAAAAGAACAGUUUGCUGGUGAACAAGUCCGACAAAGGGGAUGGUUCGUCAGGGGUUCGGAAAUCACCAACCAGUGAGUCACAAAGUGGAAAGAAACCGAAGGAGAAAGAAGAGAAGGAGAAACUCUUUGACGGGACUGUCUCCGGCAAUAUUUCUCUCGGCGCCAAAAAUGGUUCUCUUACCUCCAGUGACCUUUUGUCUCGUAUGCAAGCUCGUAAACGCAUAUCUGCAACUGCAGUCGAUGACGACGAUGAUUUCUUGCGGCCAGAUCGGCAUGAGACUCUUGACCCUAAAGACUCAGAACUCCUGGAAGACAUUCGUAAUUACGUGGCAUUCAUGGCAGUUAAGGAUGGUGAAGCUUCCACACAGGAGAUCGUUCUCAACUUUGGCCAGCGGUUACCGAAGACAGAUGCACCGAAGUUCAAGGCCAUGUUGAAUCAAGUCUGUGAUUUCCAAAGUGGCUUUUGGAAGCUCAAAGCAGAAUUUAGGUGACCUAGAACUUCAUUACCGAAUUCAAUACAAUUGUGGCAGCUGUGACUUUGUACUUAUAAGUGUAUAUUUGUGCCAUUUCCAGUAGGACGAAGGUUUAUGUGUUUAAACUGUGUUUUGUUUUUGACAAUUAUUUGUGAUUAUCUGACACCCUAGGUUUGGCUUUUAGAAGGCUGUUACCACAAUUAUUGCCUGAAGGACUUAAAAGGAUUUUGCAAGGCAAGAAAACCAAAGUAUUUGUACAGUAAUAUGAAAGUUGACAGAAGAAAACAGUUUGUUGGCAUAGAAUAAUUUCUAUAGUUGUCUUCUGAGCAUUUAUUCACUUCCAAGAGGAUUGGUUGCCGAAUGUGGAAAUCGGUAUUUUUUUCCUACCUGUCAAACGGAGGCACAUGUCACUUGGAACAGACCUGGAAAUUAACCUUUAAAUUAGCUCUUUGAGAAUUUUCUGUCCCUAAGCUUCCUCUCAGGAAUGUCUAUUCUUUCCCUGAUAAAUGAUAAAUGUUUGUGACGUGCAAAAGUUGAUACAGUGGAAUCCUGUUAUAGCGAGAGGGAGGGGACCGGUGCGAAAUGUCCGUUAUAGCAGGAUUCUCGUUACAAGGGAUCCAGUAAUAAAUUCAAGGGAAGUAGUAAACUAGGCCUAAUCUUUGAGUUUGGCGUUCUGUUUAUUCCUUUUUGUAUUUCUCCUGAUGAUGAUUUGUUCAACAUGAUUUCUAGGUCUUA
Messenger RNA from Aplysia californica (California sea hare), 5506 nucleotides. Its product is annotated as DNA excision repair protein ERCC-6. Bases 116 to 4789 code for a protein of 1557 amino acids. Gene Ontology annotation, biological process: transcription-coupled nucleotide-excision repair. NCBI's taxonomy places the organism in Eukaryota, Metazoa, Mollusca, Gastropoda, Aplysiida, Aplysiidae. The record is from RefSeq and is a predicted model, not a curated record. Gene Ontology annotation, molecular function: ATP binding; ATP-dependent chromatin remodeler activity. Gene Ontology annotation, cellular component: nucleus. The transcript has 23 exons.